CUACCUUUAGUUUAGCCAUUGCCAUUAGUUGACUUCAUUACGUGCUUUGUCGUACGCGUUUACAUAAUUUAUCAGUUAUCAUAUGUUUUUAGGGUGCCAUAUACAUAUCAAUAAAGUUUUGGAUAGUGGUAUAAAUAAUUACAUAAAUUAAAUUAAUAUCUCUCCAUUAGCUCCGUUCGCUAGAGCGUACAGCCACUUCACCGAAGCACUAGAAAGAGCAUUUUCCGUGGAGAAUGGAUAGGUGACCCAAUAAAAGACAACGAGACGAUGUCCCUGGACGGCGAGAGGCAAUUUCUGUGUCCCCGACUUAUAGACUAUCUCACUAUAGUCGGGGCACGCUAUAGCAAUAAUCCUUCACGACAGAAUACCAGUCCACAUGUACAGAUUCCAGAACUUCUCCGUCGGUAUCCAAUUCAAGAUCACAAAGACUUUCCUAUGCCUUUAGAUAUGGUGUAUUUCUGCCAACCUGAAGGUUGUUCUUCUGUGGGGCCCAGAAGAACAGCCCUACGAGAAGCUUCUUCAUUUGUAUUUACUCUAACUGACAAGGAUUCGGGAAAAACGAGAUAUGGAAUAUGUGUUAAUUUCUAUAGGCCCAUCGAAAAGACACCAGCCAACUUGAACGUUGGAAAAGGAAGGACAAAUACGAACCUAAGAAGAGAUUCUUGGAGGAAAAGUAUGGAAAAAAGUUCGGAUUCUGCAUUUUCAAGUGAUUACAGAAGCAGUAAUAUUGGUCCCAGUGACUCGGAAAAGGAUUGUCCAAGCAGAAGAGACUCUGAGUCAACAACAGGGAAUCUUCCUCGACUUGGAGUAAUACCAGCUAAUGAUUCUGAAAGUGGUGGAAGUCAUUCUCCUUCUCCCAGAGCUAGUCGGCGAAGACAAAGAAUACGAAAUUUAUCGCUUACAUCUCUGUGUAUUCUAUCUCAUCAUCCCUUUUUUUCGAUGUUCAGAGAAUGUUUAUUUAUUCUUAAGAAGCUAAUUGAUGCAUGCAACGAGUCUUCAAAUCCAAGAAGAGUUGGUGGCUCCAAACAAUUAUUUAGGGAUAACGUUUGGAGCGUAUUAACCGGUCAUGCAACCGAUACCACUUCAUCCAUUGUAAUUCAUGACGUAAAAGAAAUUGAAACGUGGAUACUCAAAUUACUUUCUUCUCCAGUGCCAAUACCAGGAAAAACAAAAGUUGAAAUUGAAGUAUUAUCUCCAACUGUAUACGACCCGCUUGUUUUUGCCUUACCCAAUCAUACUAGGUUUAGUUUAGUGGAUUUUCCUUUACAUUUGCCCUUAGAAUUAUUAGGUGUGGAGACUUGUUUAAAAGUACUGACCAUAAUCCUUUUGGAGAACAAAGUGGUUUUUCAAUCUAGAGAUUACAAUGCUCUUUCAAUGUCUGUGAUGGCUUUUGUAACGAUGAUAUAUCCCCUUGAAUAUAUGUUUCCCGUAAUACCGUUAUUACCGACGUGUAUGAGUUGUGCGGAACAGCUGCUAUUAGCUCCCACGCCUUUUGUUAUUGGUCUUCCUGCUAGUUUUUUAAUGUACAAAAAGAAUUUUAGAUUACCUGACGACGUUUGGCUGGUUGAUCUGGACUCAAAUAAAUUAAUAUCGCCUUCUGAAAUUCCACCGUUGCCGGAACCGGAAGGAACUAUCUUAAAAAAUCAUUUAAAACAGGCAAUGCAACUAAUGGAUCAAGUUGGCACUGGAGCAAUAACAAACUUAUCAGCUCCCUCCGCAGCAGCGCAGCAACUGCAGCCUUCACGAAGGGAAAGCAUUCAUUCACAAAAUACUCUAAGUGUAUCAAAAAAUAAAUCAUCAGACUCAGAAAGUACACCUGCUAUGUCACCUGUUACACCAAAUCUACAACCAAGACUUUCGUUAACGCCACAAGUACCUUAUAUUCCGCCUAUGCGACCUCCAUCACCAUCUGCAGGUUUCAAUCCAUUUAUUUAUGGUAAUGAUAUUGACUCCGUUGAUGUCGCAACUCGUGUAGCCAUGGUCCGUUUCUUCAAUUCUCAAAACCUCUUAGCUAACUUCUCGGAACACACAAGGACUCUGCGACUGUAUCCUCGGCCCGUCGUAGCGUUCCAGAUAAACAGCUUCUUAAGAUCGCGACCACGGGCUUCAAAUUUUCUAAACAAGUUUGCGAGGACUCAAGCCGUCGAGUUCUUAGCGGAAUGGUCAUUGACACCAACAAAUGUUGCCUUUCAAAGGGUGCAGACCGGUGUUCUGGAUCCUUCGCUAAUCGGAGAUAAAUCAAAAUGGUAUUUGCAUACCUUGGAGCCAAUCAAAUUCGUCGUUUGGGAUGACGGCAGUUCACUUAAUGGAGCUUUAAGAAGUAUGCAAACAGUCGAACAACAACCAACAGACGAAAGCGGUUCUGAUUCCGAAGAGGGUGAAAGUACAAGUUCAAGUUACUCAUCUCUUAGCGACUUCGUCUCAGAAAUGGUAUCAUCAGAUUUAUCUCCAGGAUACACCUCCUACCACGAUCAGAGGAGAGCAAACGCACAAAAUAUGUCUUUUUCCUCCAGCGUUGACGUUGAUACUGUAUAUAAUCCUCCUUCUGAACUUCAAUAUCCAGAAGGUGGAAUUCCUAUUCCUCGAUCGGAUUCUCCUCAAUCUUCAUCCAGCAGCGAAUCCGAUCUGAGUUCUCCAUCCUUUAACAGAGAUUCAGAAUUGGAAUUCGGCAACAAAAUAAAGAGUGAACAAGCUCACGUUUCUAAGACUGAUAGAGAUGAGACUGGUAGUUAUGAAAAUGAAUCAGAUUCUAACUCUACUACAACACCCAAAACUGUUGUUAGUACAAAUAACGUGAGGCCUGGGUCACCUUCCAGCGACGCUGAAAAAUCUGCUGCAUCUCGAAAAGGACGCAGAUCAAUAACACCAGUACCUCCUAUAGCACCAAUGCUGCAAAAACAACCGAGUGUAGGAAACGUUUUGGCGCGAACAUCCAGUUUCAGUUCAUCUGGAAAUGUCAGUCCAGCACCUCCGUCAUCUGCAGGCAGUAUGGUGACCAGACAGGGAUCGCAGGGUUCUAUUUUUGAACAGUUUACAUCUCAAGCCAAAGAACUCGUUCGAGAAACCACUCGGCAAAGUAGUCAAGAUGGGCUGCUUGCUCAAAUGGAUAAGUUAAAAACACAAGCAAAAGAAAAAAUUUCCGAAGCUGAAGAGAGCAGCUUAUUUGCUCCUUUCGAUAAGUUAACAACACAAGCCAAAAAAGCUGCGGAAGAAGCUACUAAGAGUGUUCAAGUAGCUGGAAAGAGUGCCAUUGAAGCAAGUAAAACUGCAACUGCUAUGAGCAAAACCACUUUGGAUGAUUUGACUUAUGUAGGAAAAUCGACAUUUGGAGAUUUAACCAAGAGUGCCAAAGAAGUAGUUGCGAAGAAAGGAUUGUUACGGGGUGAUUCUUUUUCAAAACAACAAGAACCGUCGAGUAAUACACAAGUUGUAGCAACUUCUAACGUAUUAACAGGAGCUAGCAGAGAUUUCUUUUCGAAUAUCAGUUCUGAUAUUAAUGGUUUAGCAACUUCUACAACCAAUAUGUUUUCGGAUCUGUUCGGUAGCAAAAAGGAGCAACAAAAAUCAGUGGAACAGAAACAACAACAACCUAAACAAAAGGAAACUUCGACAUCUAAAGGAAUGUUUGGGCCUUUCAAUAGAGGUCCUAAGGGAUUGGCUGAGAAGAGUCCUUUAAUAAAACAUAUGCCCAGAAGGCAAGAUGAGGCGCAGUGGAAGCAAGCAGCUGAUAAAAAUGCAACUAAUAGCGAAAAUCAAGCCUUUCUGAAAGAUGUAAUCACGAGUGUUCUUGAUGGAGAAGGUGUCGGAUGGCUAAAACUAAACAGGUUGAAAAAACUCAUGGAGGAUGAAUCGUACCGUAAUUUUGUUUUGAGCAAAAUAAAUAAAACUCUAGAUAGAAAGAUAGCACCUGACGAUCAUAUCGACGAUGUGUGUAUUCCAAAACCCGUAUGGAAGGGAAUGCUUAAAGUAUUAUUAGCUAUAGUCCAUGGACUGGAGGUGACUUUUGGCAAUUUUGGCUUAGGAGGAAUGGCGUCUGCAUUCCAGUUAUGCGAGAUAGCUCAUACUCAUUAUUGGUCGAAGGAUUUGGGUGAAUAUACCGGUCCGGAUUUGACACAGAGUUCUAGUCCAAGAUCUCCACAGAGUCCCAGAUAUUCGAUACAAUCUUCCGACUGGGAAGGAUCCAGAAAAUCAUCACAAGCUGAUCCACCAGAGGUACGUUUAAUUCAGGGAGAUGAAUCAGAAAAAGAGCAAACAACGACAGACAUUUUUAAAGACAUGAUUACUCAGAAGAAAAAUAUGUUGUUAAGCAAGCUAACGUCGUUUGAUUCAGAUGGUGAAAGCACUGUGCAUGGCUCUGGGGGUACCGUGUCUCCUUCUGCUGGGUCCAUAACCAUGGGGCCUGCCUGCAAUCUCAAUCGGGGUGGUAAUCAGGCCUCUUUUAGGUCUACCGUUUCUGAUACUGAGGUAGAAACUUUGCAGUUUCCAAAAUUGCCCAAACAACGUACAUCAAGCGUUUGGUCCAGCAAGUCGUCACUGAGCACUGGAUUUAGAUAUCAUGGUGGUAAUAUUAUCAAUACUGUUACAUCGCCAAGUCCAGAUGGCAUAAGAAAUUACUUGUUUGAAGGUCUUCUAGGAAAAGAACGGUCCACACUUUGGGAUCAGAUGCAAUUCUGGGAGGAUGCAUUUUUGGACGCAGUCUCUCAAGAAAGAGAUAUGAUAGGAAUGGACCAGGGUCCACGUGAGAUGAUGGAAAGGUACAAAAGUUUAAGUGACACUGAAAGAAAAAGACUGGAACACGAGGAAGAUAAAUUGCUAGCAACUCAACUUUAUAACUUGGCAGCUAUACUGGUGAUGUUAAAUUGCCACAAAGAGGAAGUUAAGAGAAAGAUUAGAAGGCUAUUAGGAAAGAGUCAUAUAGGUUUAGUUUACAGUCAAGAAGUAAAUCAGUUACUAGAUCAAAUUCAACAUUUGAAUGGAAAUGACAUCGAUCUAAAACCUUUGGGUUCAAGACUUCUUCAUCGACAGAGUUUUACUGUUCAUCAAGGAGUUGAUUGCACUGGAGACCUGAGAUUUAUGGAGGUGAGAGAUGACGGUCUGGUACUAAGGUCCGUCAGCGGAGUCAUUGUGGAGAGGUGGUGGUUCGAAAGGCUAGUGAACAUGACAUAUAGUCCAAAAAAUAAAGUACUUUGUCUGUGGAGAAGAAAUGGUCAACAAACGCAGCUACACAAAUAUUACACGAAAAAGUGCAAACAGCUUUACUACUGUAUCAAGGAGGCGAUGGAAAGGGGAGGAGUCGCUGGAACAGCUCCCGAACUAGGAGGGGAAUUUCCUGUUCAGGACAUGAGCACUGGGGAGGGUGGUUUAUUACAGGUCUGCAUGGAGGGAGUUGGGUUACUUUUCGCAAAUAGCAAGUUUUUUGUUAGGCUCGUGCACAUUAGGAAAUGCUUUACUCAGAAGUCCAAUAUAUUUGUAAUUGAAGAGUUCAAUCCCAAGACUAGGCAGGUGAUUCAGAGGAAAUACAAAUCGCCAAUGGCUGACCAAAUCUGCUACUCCGUACUCUGCGUCUUCUCAUAUAUAGCAGCCGGAACCGAAAAACCAAAAAUUGUCAAGAAACCAGCUGAAGUUUCUCACUUGAACCUUACAGCUUGUCUUAAACCUGGUGGACCAGUAGAAGAGGCCUCUGUCUCACCUAUGGCUACCGUACCUCCGCCAUGUAGCCCGGAACCUGGAUCGAUUACUCCUUUAGGAGGUCCACCCAAGUAUCCACCACCAGCGCUACCACCAGGUGUAGCACCUCCAGCUCCCCCGCCUGGAGCAAAGACUAUUCAUCCUCAGUUGUCGUUGCCUUCUAGUAAACCUCCCCCUGUUCCUAGUAGAAAUAUUCCUUCCAGACAAAUGACGGUUGUUUCUUCCCAACCCCCUCAACCCCCGCCUCGACCGAAGUGACGACAGAAACGAUAUUCCCUACCGUUUAUAUAUGGAACAGAUUGUAAAGGACCGUCUUGUCUUCCUUGGGUGUGACUCACGUUAACGGUUGUUGUUGGUAUAUUGGUUUUAGAUGGUUUGUAGAAUCAACAGUUAAGACGAUACUAUAAUGAAUACUCAGAAAUUAAUAAGCAGUUUAGGGAAGAAUUUAACGUAGAUAUAUAUUUUAUAGUCAAAGCCCGAAUUUCAGGCACUCCUAGGUUUGACUAGGCAAUCCUCAGUUCUGACUGACGGUCUUAGUCAAAGCCCGAAAUAAAUUACAGUUUCGGCCUUUGACUAGUGAAACCUAGGAGAGACUACGUUGGUUAGGCAAAGGUCGAAAUUUAAUUUUAUGAAAUCGGGGUUUGACUAGUCAAACCCCGAUCACCUAUUAAAAUGUCUUAAUUUGUUAGAUUAGGUUUAAUAGAACGUCAUUUUUUAAUUGUAAGGUUUAUUAUUUUUAUAUUGUCGUAGUUAAAAUAAAAAAAAUAGUGUUUAUUCUCUCAUAUUAAGGCAGUAUGGCAUUUAGAGUUGCACAAUACGUUAGACCUUUUACACUUACAUGGUUUUGAAGAGCACUUAUUAUUGCAGUGGUAAUUUAUAAAUCAUUGUCCUCCAAAUUUAGAAUCUUUUGUACUAAUUUCUCUUAGAGACAGCUUAACGUCUGGAACAUCUUCGAAAUUAGGAAAAUUCUCUUUGCAUUCUCUUAUUUUAUUUCUUGAAAAAAGUGUGUUUAUUGUUCCGUAUUUCGUACCAACUCUAUAUAAACCGUCAAUAUUGAUUUAUUUUUUAUGGUACCCAAAAUAUUUCUAGCAUCUCCUUGGCAUGCGGUCGAGCAUUCGUUGUGUACAGACAGAAAAGAUUAAAAUAAAUAAAGGAAAUGCGAUUGAAGGUCUUCAUGCCCAGGCUAAUGCCAUGAAACAAUUAAGUGAAAAAAAAUGUCCUCCAAUUUCAAUCAGAAAAACUGUUACAAUACCUAUCCCCAGCUUUGAUAGAGCCAAAGAGGAUGCUCGAAAUAUUUUGAGUAGCAUACAAGAUAAAACAAUUGACGGUUUAUAUAGAGUUGGUAUGAACUAUGGAACAAUUAACACACUUUUUCAAGAAAUCAAAUAAAAGAAUGCAAGGAGAAAUUUCCUAAUUUUGAAGAUGUUCCAGACGUUAAGGUGUCUCUGUCUCUAAGAGAAAUUAAUACAAAAGAUUCUAAAUUUGGAGGACAAGAAUUUAUAAAAUGCUACUACAAUACGAAAUGCUCUUUCAAAUUACGUAAGUGUAAAAAAAGGUCUAACGCAUUGUACAACUCUAAAUUUCAUAAUGACUCAACAUGUGAGAAUAAACACUAUUUUUUUUUUCAUUUUAAUUACGACAAUAUAAAAAUAAUAAACAUUAAAAUUAAAAAAUGACGUUUUAUUAAACCUAAUCUAACAAAUUACGACAUUUUAAUAGCUGAUCGGGGUUUGACUAGUCAAACCCCGAUUUCAUAAAAUUAAAUUUCGACCUUUGCCUGACCAACGUAGUCUCUCCUAGGUUUGACUAGUCAAAGGCCGAAACUGUAAUUUAUUUCGGGCUUUGACUAAGACCAUCAGUCAGACCUGAGGAUUGCCUAGUCAAACCUAGGAGUGCCUGAAAUUCGGGCUUUGACUAUAACAUAUACACUUAAUACAAAUGUAGUCCAGCCUGUAUAAUGGAACGACUGCAAAAAUUAAAUCUGGAUCAAGGAUGUCUGAGGGAUUUAAGUUCAGCAAAAGAUUGAAGCAGAGUUGUUGUAUUUCGCCUACCCUUUUUAAAACUUAUCUGGAACAAGCACUCAAGCUGUGGAAAAGAAAAUGUAAUGACAUGAGAAUCCCUCUUAAUGACGAGACAGCACUAUAUACUUUAUGUUUCGCUGAUGACCAAAUUCUGAUUUCUCAGGAUCAUGACGACUAGAGUUACAUGACGCGAAAGGUAAUAGAAGAAUAUAACAAUUGGGGUCUCGAAGUCAACAUUAAGAAAACUGAAGGCAUGUGUAUUGGAGGGAAAAAGUAGUUUAUUACAUUGGACGAUGGUAUAGAAAUUAAGAACUGUGAUGAAUACAAGUACCUGGACAUGAAGAUAACUCAAGAUGGAACAUCGAUGCUGCUAUAAUAGAUAGAAACAUACGGGGUAGAAAAAACAUAUCCGUAAUGAAUGGCAUUCUGUGGGACCAAACAAUAUCUAAAGCGAACAAACAGCUCAUAUAAAAUACCAUACUUCAAAGUGUAUUCAUAUAUGGCAUUGAAGUUUGGCCACUUAAACAAAGAACAGAGAAAAUGUUACUAGUAACAGAAAUGGACUUCUGGAGAAGAUCAGCAGUCAAAUCAAGAAGAUAUCGGACACCAAAUGAGAGAAUACGAGAAAGGAUGGGAGUCACACGUACAAUAAUUGAUGACAUAAAAACAAAACAAUAUGGUACGGCCAUAUAUAGAGAAUGCCAGAUGACAGGAUCCCUAAACAGAUUUUGGCGUGGACACCUGUAUAUCAACUAAUAAAUAUAUUAAGCAAAGAAAAAUUAAAAAAUAUAGUAUGGUUCGUCUUCUUUUGAUUCUACUGCCAAAUAGAAAAAAAUAUAGUAAAAUUUUUUGAUAGUGAAAAUAGUUCGACGAAUUUGGUGUUGAUUUAUUACGAAAAUGUCAGAUUCUAAACUACAUUAUAUUUCAUUAGAUCUUAAAUAUUUAGUAUUAAAAUAAACAUAAACUCUAACUAAUGUCGUUCUAUUAUUUGACAGUGAACCAACAUUCUUCAUACCGGUAAGCUAUCGUCACAAUUUUAUUUACUCAAUCCAAUAACUUUAGUUAAGUUAUAUUUAAUUCAACUUUGUAAACAUUACCUAUUAUUAUCCAAAACUGAAAACGUAGUAAGCCAGGUUUUCAUAACAGCUCAUAUACAAUACCAUACUAAAAAAAUAAUCACAUUUAUGGCAGCGAAGUUUGGUCACUGAAACAAAGAACAGAGAAAUGGACUUCUGGAAAAGCAGCAGACAAAUCAAGAAGACAUCGGAUACCAAAUAAGAGACUGCUAGAAAUGAUGGAAGUCACGGAUACAAUAACUAAUGACAUAAAAACAAAACACCUAAUAUGGUACGGCCAUCUAUAGAGAAUACCUCAGAUAACAGGAUCCCUAACCAGAUUUUUACGUGGACUCCAUAAGGGAGAAGGAAAAGAGGAAGGCCGAGAAGAUGCUGGAGAGAGGGAAUUGAAAAAGAACUAGAGGAAAAGGAAAUCCCUCCAGGUUUAUGGUUAAACAGAGAAGAAUGGCAAUUAGGAGUCGGAAAGCGUCGAAGAACACUGUAAACCAAUAGUACUAAAAACCAAUAGUACUAAAAAAAACCAAUAGUAGUAAGCCAGGCGGCUUGUGAAUUGUAUUUUCCCAAGCACUGUAUUGUGGACAGCAUAAAAAUUUCAUCAAAAAUGAAUAGAAACAAUCCUAUCUGAAUACCCAUAUCAUCAAGGACUGUAGAAAAUACAAAGCAAGUCAAGAAUAAUGAGGAAAUCUGUUGAAGAUGAGGAUUCUGUGAAUAUUAGAAUAUCAAAUUUGAGAAACAGAUUAGGAAAGUCAAGUAGAGGUAUAUGACCGCUGAUGAUGAUGGAGCAAUAACUUCUAUUGCUCCGUAUUAGGUAUCAACAGAUUUUUAUUUAUUCUCAUUAUUAAACCUUCAACAAAAAAAUGUUUUGAAAAGGCUUUAAUUAUUAAUGUUCCUUCUGUACUACCUUUGGAGUUACAUUGUUUCUUCACAAAUUGUUAUUUUUAUCCAAAAUCCUUAUAUUUCUAUCAUUCUCUAUGUGUUUCUUAUAGAUUUUAUAGUAUGGCUUGCGCAAUACUUCUUUGUUUUAUAGUCAACUUUUGAUAUCUAUUUUAUUUACAAUAUUUUUCCAGAUAUUGUACUGCAUAUCAUUAUAGUAUCUUGUUAAUAAUAGUUAUUUGAAUAUUUAUUUAUAGUUAAUUUAUUUUUUUGGACUCAAUCAAAAUAUUUAAUAAUACUUUUCUUCGUCUUGUGUCACUUUCUAUUGUGUAUUGUUAAAUUUUUUAUAUAUAAAAAACAAUAUUAAAUAUACAUGUAGAAUACAUAUACGCACAAAACCUUCGAAUCCACAUUCGUCAAACUAUUGGUUGUUGUUUUAGGUACCAUAUAACCAUCUUUUGGCUUUGAACCUUUAAAAUUAUUCUAAUAAAAUGAUUAUUUUUGUAUUUCAACAUAACUAGAUAUAAAAGUUAGGGCUAAAACAUUGAAAAAUAUAUAUUAUUAUUAUAGCUCGGCAUUUUCUUGUUAUUAAAAUACGGGAAAAUAACUUACUUGAGGUAAACAGAAAAAUAAUUGACUGGCGCCCAAGAGAAGACAAACGCAGCACAGGACGAUCACCAACACGCUGGAUGGACGACAUUAAACGGAUAUUCAAGAAAUGGCAACAAGACGCACGCAUGAUGAUGAUGAUGAUGAUGAAACAAUUUCUUAUAUUAAUAACAUAAGUGUGAAUCCAACACCAUAAAAAAUGUGUAGCAUUUCUUCGAAUCGAAUGCUUCGAUGUAGCAUCGAAGCAUUCUUAGUUUUAUAUUAAAAGAGAGGUUGUGGUUUAAGAAGAAGACCCCGUCCGGCUGAAAGGAAUCUAGCUUCUCCGAUGCGCGAUCUUAGCUCUUGGUUAUUGGUUCAUUCUUCAUUUAUUAUGGUAGUUGUAACGCGUUACUCUUUCUACAUGAGUUUGGUUGAUGUCGAGUUGACCUUCUAUAAUCUUUUGUUGCUAAUUAUCAUGAGCUUUGUCUUCUUUAUGUUUAUAUUAACUCCAUAUUGUUGAUUCGUCGAUACUAUCUAACUCUAUUCGUCGAUAAUUCAUUCAUCCAAGAUACCUACAGUAGGAAAAGAAUAGAGCCUCGAAGGAUUAUUUUCGUUGCAUGGAACCCUUGGGUUACCUGGUACACUAGAGUACCUCUCACAAAUUUACUGACGUGUCUGUACGUAACUAACAGUAUCACUUUUUUAUGAUUUUAUAUAGAUGUUUACAAAGAGAGAGCUAUUACCUUAGUGAGGUUGAUGAAAUCUUCGACUACCAGUGAUAUUAGAAACAACUAAUCUAGUAUAAGAAAUACAGGGCGAACAAUCACAGGCGUUUGAAACGAAUGUUGGUCUGCGACAGGGAGAUGCGCUGGCGUGUCUCCUCUUCAACAUAGCUCUGGAAAAGGCGGUCAGAGAUGCCUGGAUAGACAACAGGAAAUAUUUUUAAUAAAUCAUCCCAAAUUUUGGCAUAUGCAGAUGACGUGGACCUAGUUGCCCGCACAACACGCAAACUAGAAGAAAUGUAUCCCACCCUCUCAAAUGCCUCAAAAAAUAUGGGCCUGAAAGUAAACGAGGAGAAAACUAAGAUGAUUGCAUCAGCACCCAACAAUAGAGCCAGAAACAUCGGUCACCAAUUCACUGUUGAUAACUAUACCUUUGAAGUGGUGGACAAAUUCACAUACUUGGACUCCCUUGAUCACCAAGGAGAACGUCAUGACGGAAGAAAUCAAGCGAAGGAUAAUACUAGCGAACAAAUGCUAUUUUGGACUGAGUAAACAUAUGAGAAGCAGAAACUUAAGUCAAAAAACAAAAAUAACCAUAUACACAACCCUUAUACAACCAGUGUUGACAUAUGGAUCGGAAACAUGGACCAUCUGCAAGGCAGAUGAAAACCUUCUGCUUAUAUUUGAACGAAGGAUCCUGAGAGGAAUAUUCGGUGGCAUCUGUGAAAAUGGUAUUUGGAGGAGGAGGUACAACUACGAGGUAUACCACAGAUAUAAACAUAUAUUUGGUGGUAAAGACGUAGUAUCCCUUACAAGAAUAGGAAGACUAAGAUGGGCAGGACAUCUAGCAAGAUCACAGCAUAACAACCCUCCUAGAAGAAUCCUUAUGUCACAGCCUCUAGGAAGUAGAAAUAGGGGUAGGCCAAAACUUAGAUGGAAGGAUGGUGUAGAUGAGGAUGAAAGAAAAAUAGGCGCAGCAAACUGGCAACGGUUGGCAAUGGAUAGGAGUGAUUGGCGUAAUAGAGUUGGGAAGGUCGAGGCACUUUCAUAGGGCUGUAGCACCAUUGAUGAUGAUGAAUCUAGUAUAAAGAUGUAGAAAAAGAAGAAAAAUAACUCAAGAGUAAAACAAAUAACUUUUUAUGUAUAAAUAGAGAUAUAAUGCCUGGUUGCACCAACAUAUCGUAAGCUUAAGAUAUGCCUUAAGCUCAGUUUACGAUAUAUUCUUGUUGAACCAUUGAGUCUUUAGAUCAAUUUUCAGCUUGCGACAAUUGAUUGCCACGUGGAUUGUUUAGAUAAGAAUCGAAAAUUAUGCUGCAACGUAAGUGAGACUAAAUCGGCCCUAUCUAUAAGCUGAGCUGGGCUAAGCCGGAGCUUAAGAUUUGUUGGUGCAACCAGGCAUUAGAGUUUAAAAAUAGCCUUUUUUGUAUUAAAAUUCUGUUUGCCUUAUGGUAUUACUUUCUCUGUAUUCUACGAAUUUGUUCACAUUUGUUCAAUUUUAUUCUCAUAUUUGUUCAUUUCCUGAAUAAACAUAUUCACAUAUAGGCAAAAUUUGUUAUUAAUUUUUAUCAUGAACCAUAUCAACAUGUUGAAUAUAUUAUGAAAGUUUAUGUAGUAUAAAUAAUUUAAUUUAGUAGGAAUCUAUCUGAUUGUGUAAGAAACUACCAAUCGUCGACCUAAUCUGUAAACUGCGUAACUGCACUUAGCCAAAUUUUACAGAAGAUGCAAAAAACUAUCUCUCCAAAGACUAACGCGAAUACUACGUAUCUCCGAUUUUAAAAGAUACGAUAGAAAAACGGAAAUAUUUUAUAGAUACCUGUGGGAUGAAAAAAUAGGGAGUUACUACGAAUUUUUCGUACUAAAUUUGGCGACAAGGGAGAUACGGUGUAUACGAAGAGGUCGUUAUUUACUCAUCUGGUAAAAAUAUGCAUGUGCUAUCUUUUUUAAAUGAUAAGUAGGGACUUUUUGAAACAUAUGGCGGUAAUAACUCUUUUUCAGAAAAUUGUGGAGUUACGCAGUUUACAGAUUAGGACGACGCAAUAAAGUUAAAAACGUAGUUUCGAGUGAAUAUAAAUAUCCUAAUAAAUAUUGUGCCUCUAUUGUAGUCCACUGUAUGAAAUAUUUCUGUAAAUAUAUUUAUUUUACCACUUUGUAAAAAUGUCAGAAUGUUUAGUAAGCAAUAUUAGUCACUUUUAUUGUUAAAUUAUUUGAUAGAUCGGCUUGGAAUGUAUAUUAUUUUACAUGUUAAUAAAUAUUAAUAUUUGAAA
This is a messenger RNA of Diabrotica virgifera virgifera (western corn rootworm), 13232 nucleotides long. It is a transcript of the gene Rab3-GEF, whose product is annotated as MAP kinase-activating death domain protein. Gene Ontology annotation, molecular function: guanyl-nucleotide exchange factor activity. The transcript has 33 exons. Bases 268 to 5946 code for a protein of 1892 amino acids. Gene Ontology annotation, cellular component: cytosol. Gene Ontology annotation, biological process: regulation of apoptotic process; regulation of Rab protein signal transduction. NCBI's taxonomy places the organism in Eukaryota, Metazoa, Arthropoda, Insecta, Coleoptera, Chrysomelidae. The record is from RefSeq and is a predicted model, not a curated record.